UCCACCCUUCUCCCUAAUUGUGUCAUUGUUAAAUGAGUCGCUCUCUUCCUCACUCCCAUCCUUUUCCACUCGCCUCCCUUUGCUUCCUUUCUCUCUCUGCGGUUCCCUAACCCUCUCCUCCGCUCGCUUCAUCCCAUGAAGAAGAAGAAGAAGCAGCAGCAGCAAGUCCUAGCAGCCGCCAUGACAACAAAGCUCCCCCGUUGCCUCUUCGCCUCCUCCUCCACCCUCCUCCUGUUCCUCCUCUCGUUCUUGUCCGCCUCCGGAUCCAGCGAAGCUGGCGACUUGGACCUCCUGAUCGCCUUCAAGGCCUCCAUCUCCAACCCCCAGAUCCUCCCCAGCUGGAGCCGCGGCGACCUAUCCCCAUGCUCGUUCGCCGGCGUCAGCUGCGACGCCGGCGGUCACGUCGUCGCCGUCGCGCUCCGGGGAAUACCCCUCAACACCGACUUCCACUCCGUCUCUUCUUCGCUUCUGGCCUUAGGGAGCCUGCAGAGCCUCACUCUCCACGCCGUUAACCUCACGGGAACCCUCGCCGCUGCCGGCGAAGCUCGCUGCGGGGGACUGCUCUCCGAGCUCGACCUUUCCGGAAACAUCCUCCUUGGUUCCCUUGCCGACGUCCACGCCCUUGCCGAGGUUUGCUCAGGGUUGAAGUCGCUCAAUCUCUCCGGCAACUCCGUCGGGAAUCAUCCUGCCGGUGGAGCUGCCGCUGUGGGGUUCAAGCUUGAAACCCUUGACCUCUCCUUCAACAAGAUCUCCCGGCAGGACGAACUUCGGUGGCUGUUCUCUAGCCUCGGCGGUUUCCGCCAUAUCGACUUGAUCGGCAACCGAAUCAACGGCGGGAGGUUCCCGGAGAUCACCAACUGCUCUGCUCUUCAACAUCUGGACCUCUCGGCUACCGGCCUCUCCGGCGAGCUCGGCGUCGGGGCCCUUGGCCGCUGCCCGAGCUUGCUCUACCUAAACCUCUCCUCCAACCACCUCGCCGGUAGCCUCCCCUCCGACCUCUCUUUUUGCACUUCGCUGACCUCCAUUAGCCUCUCCAAUAACAACUUCUCCGGCGACCUCCCGACGGACGCCCUCGCCUCCAUGCCUAACCUUAGGUUCCUUGAGCUCGCCUUCAACAACUUCAGCGGGAGCCUCGGGGACUCCAUCUCCAAGUUGCCGCUCCUCGAGGUGCUGGACCUCAGCUCGAACCACCUGACCGGGUCCAUCCCAUCGGGGCUUUGCCCGAGCCCUGACUUCGGCUUGAAGGAGCUCUACUUGCAGAACAAUCAACUCACCGGCGUCAUUCCGGAAUCGCUGAGCAAUUGCACCGAGCUGGUCUCCCUCGAUCUCAGCCUCAAUUACAUCGGCGGAAUCAUUCCUCCCAGUCUGGGCUCGCUUUCCUCCCUUCGCGAUCUAAUCAUGUGGCAGAAUUCGCUGGAGGGCGAGAUCCCCGCCGAGCUAUCCAACAUCAGGACCCUGGAGAACCUCAUUCUGGACAACAAUGGCCUCACCGGAGCGAUCCCUCCCGAGCUCGUCAACUGCACCAAUCUGAACUGGAUCUCCUUGUCGAGCAACCAGCUGAGCGGCCCCCUCCCCUCCUGGAUCGGCCAGCUCCGCAACCUGGCCAUUCUUAAGCUCGGCAACAACUCUUUCUCUGGCCCCAUCCCGCCGGAGCUCGGUGACUGCAAGAGCUUGAUCUGGCUCGACCUUAACAGCAAUCAGCUCAACGGGUCCAUCCCGCCGACCCUGGCCAAGCAGUCCGGAAACAUUGCAGUCGGCCUGGUCACCGGCAAGCGGUAUGUGUACCUGCGGAACGACGGGAUCAGCAGCCACUGCCGUGGCACGGGUAACCUCCUGGAGUUUGCUGGGAUUCGGCCGGAGGACCUCAACCGAUUGCCCAGCCACCGAAUCUGCAACUUCACCAGGGUUUACAUGGGGAGCACCCAAUACACUUUCAACAACAACGGCUCCAUGAUCUUCCUCGACCUCUCCUACAACCAGUUGAGCGGCCAGAUCGCAAAGGAGAUUGGGAACAUGUACUACCUCAUGAUCCUCAAUCUUGGCCACAAUUUGUUAUCCGGUCUGAUCCCCACGGAGCUAGGGAGCCUGCGGUUUGUGGCGGUGCUGGAUCUUUCUCAUAAUGCUCUGGAGGGUCCAAUCCCUUCCUCCUUCUCUGGCCUCGCCAUGCUGUCGGAGAUCGACCUCUCCAAUAACAAGCUGAACGGGUCGAUACCGGAAUUGGGUCAGCUGGCGACUUUCCCACGGUACCGGUACGAGAACAAUUCAGGCCUCUGUGGCUUCCCUCUCCCCUCCUGCGAAGGCAACACCGGUGCUAACUCCGGCAACCAACAUCAGAAAACCCAUCGUCGACAAGCCUAUCUUACCGGAAGCAUCGCGAUGGGAGUUUUCGUCUUCGUGUUUUGCAUUUUUGGCCUGGUCAUAGUCGCAGUGGAGAAGAGAAAGAAGCAGAGGAACGGCAAAGGUAACAGCAACAACUCCAGGGAUUUCUACAUCGACAGCCGUUCUUACUCCGGUGCCGGCAUCUCUAAUUGGAAGCUGACCGUCACCAAGGAGACCUUAGUAAUCAAUCUCGCCACAUUCGAGAAGCCGCUCAUGAAGCUUACUUUAGCAGACCUCAUCGAAGCCACAAACGGGUUCCACGAUGACAGCAAGAUCGGUUCGGGUGGAUUCGGUGAUGUCUACAAAGCGCAGCUGAGGGACGGAAGCGUCGUCGCCAUAAAGAAAUUGAUUCAUGUCAGCGGACAGGGUGAUCGUGAGUUCACCGCCGAGAUGGAAACCAUAGGAAAGGUCAAGCACCGCAACCUGGUUCCUCUGUUGGGCUACUGCAAGGUUGGGGAGGAACGGCUUUUGGUAUACGAGUACAUGAAGUACGGCAGUCUGGAAGACGUGUUGCACGAGAGGAGGAAGGCGGGACUAAGAUUGAAUUGGGCAGCGCGGAGGAAGAUUGCGGUGGGAGCAGCCAGGGGUUUGGCGUUCCUGCAUCACAACUGCAUCCCGCACAUCAUCCACAGGGAUAUGAAGUCCAGCAAUGUGCUUCUGGACGAGGACUUGGAGGCAAGGGUGUCGGAUUUCGGGAUGGCCCGGCUCAUGAGUACGGUGGACACACAUUUGAGCGUGUCGACACUGGCGGGCACGCCGGGCUACGUGCCGCCGGAGUACUACCAGAGCUUCAGGUGCACCACCAAAGGCGACGUGUACAGCUACGGUGUGGUCUUGCUGGAGCUUCUCACCGGGAGGUCGCCGACGGAUUCGUCGGACUUUGGGGACAAUAACCUGGUGGGGUGGGUGAAGCAGCACUCCAAGGUGAGGAUAAGCGACGUCUUCGACCCGGAGCUAUUGAAGGAGGGUGCCGCCGUCGAGCUGGAGCUGUUGGAGCACCUCAAGAUUGCCUGUGCCUGCCUCGACGAGAGGCCUUUGCGGCGACCGACGAUGCUGAAGGUGAUGGCCAUGUUCAAGGAGAUACAAGCGGGGUCGAUGGUGGACUCGAACGCCUCCGCCACCGCCGCCGCCGCCGCCGCUUCCGUGGAUGACGCCUUCGCCGAGGUGGACAUGAGCUUGAAGGAGGAAAGCAAAGAAGAAAAAUGUUAAGAGCAUUUCAGUUCUGGCCUUCGCACCACUGCGGUGCGGUGCAGUGCAGUGCAGUGCAGUGCAGUGAUGGUUGGACACAAAUUUUCCGUGUGGUUUCGUCAUGGAAUGUACCAUAUAAGUUUGUUAUGCUUCUUUUCGGUCUCAUACGCAUUAGGCCAAUGUUCUUUGUACAUACAAAGUGAAAUUUUCUUC
Molecule: messenger RNA, 3780 nt
Organism: Musa acuminata AAA Group (dessert banana)
Lineage: Eukaryota; Viridiplantae; Streptophyta; Magnoliopsida; Zingiberales; Musaceae
Product: brassinosteroid LRR receptor kinase BRI1-like
Exons: 1
Coding region: 136-3588 (1150 amino acids)
Biological process (GO): protein phosphorylation
Molecular function (GO): protein serine/threonine kinase activity; ATP binding; protein binding
Source: RefSeq, a predicted model, not a curated record